Messenger RNA from Ornithorhynchus anatinus (platypus), 2188 nucleotides. It is a transcript of the gene CCDC78, whose product is annotated as coiled-coil domain containing 78. The coding region runs from base 1296 to 2174 and encodes 292 amino acids. Gene Ontology annotation, cellular component: cytoplasm. NCBI's taxonomy places the organism in Eukaryota, Metazoa, Chordata, Mammalia, Monotremata, Ornithorhynchidae. The transcript has 4 exons. The record is from RefSeq and is a predicted model, not a curated record.
CGCUGCCCGGCCGGGAGCUCCCGUGGGCAGAGAUGGAGAGGAUGCAGGGCCUGCCCGGUGCCCAGCGGAGGAAGCUGGAGGAGACGCUGGCUCAGAGGGAGCGGGAGCUGAGAGAGGCACGGAGCACGGCCCACAGUGCCCGGAAACAGCUGGCGGAGCAGUCGGCGGUGAGAGGGCAGCCCCCCUGCCCAGCCCCAGUACCCAGGCCGGUCCCCGGGCCUGGUCCCAGCUGCCGCCCAAGCCCCCGGUCAUCGGACCCACGGGAGGAAUCUCAGGUGGUCUGUAACCAGACCUAGGGCCCAGCUCCAGCGCCCGUUCCCGGCAACGGGGGUGGUCUCCUGGCCAGUCCCUCUCUGGGGGUUCCCGGGUGUGCCCGCGCAGACAGCUGGGGGUGGCCUGCCGUGGCCCUUAAGCUGAGCUCCUGGAGGGAGCCAUCGUGCCCAGACUAACCCGAGCCCCCAGGGACACCGUUCCCACAAGGCCCGAGCAGGCGGGCUCAUCCACAGCCCCACUAGCCCCAGAUCCCCGCUAGCCGGCCAUUCCUCCUGCCCUUCCUCCCGGACUCCCCCACCUCCGUGGCCGUCUGGCAGACGCUGGUCGACCCCAGGGAGCUAGAUCUGUCCCUCUGGUCUGCCCUAUCCCCCAGGCGGAGGCACGGGGAUGGCACCCUCCUCCUCGACCCAUCGGGGGUCAGGGUCCAGGGGCCGAGGCCUCUAGCCACUGGGCUUCCUGCCUUGACCCAAGGGGGUCAGACGGGGAAACCAAGGCACGGAGCGGCCUCUGAGAGCCCGGGGCCCCGUUCUCUCGGACGGCCCUCGAGGACGCAGGGCCCCUCCAGGGGUCACAGGGACCUCGGGUGGCCUCCCUGGCUCCCCCUCCUCCACUCCUCUUUCCACCCUCCCUGCGGGGGGGCCGAGGGAAGGAGACCCUCUCCAGGCCUCAUGCCCGCCUGCCCGCCCCCGUGCCCGCCAGGGGCUGCUCACUGCCCAGGGGCAGCUCAAAGAGGUGCGGGAGGAGAACUCACGUCUGCAGCUCCAGCUCAAGACCCUGAACGACGAGUAUCGAGGACGGCUCCGGCGUCACCUCCGGACCCUGGCGGUGAGGGAAUCCCCCGGCCGGUGGACGCCACAGCCCCACCUCUUGCCCCGGCCCCGGCCCCGUCACCACCGUUAGGCCGGCCCAGCCCCUGGCCUCGUCCAGCCCCACCGCCUCCACACCCUCAGCCCCGUCCCUGGUAGGGGAGAAAGGUCUAGGAGGAAGCAAUCGCCGAGGCGGCCCGUGGGGAGGGGGCAGAUAUGGGCGGAACAUCCCCCCCCCCCCAAAUUUGGCCAAGGACUCCAGCCCCGUUCCCGUGCUACUGCCAGCCCACCCGGCUCUGCUGGCAGGGUUUCAUGGCCGGUCCCACCAAGCCUGAGCAGGACCCCGGGAAGGAGCCCCCCGGCCCCGGGCGGGCCUUGGCGGAUGCCAUGCUGCGGGACAUCGGAGUCACCUACCAGGCCCGCGAGCGGCAGCUGGCAGGGGCCGCCCGCACCCUCAGACGGCGCCUGCGAGGGCUGCUGCGGAGGCACGAGGAGCUGCUCGUCGCCUACAGGUGGGACGGGGGUGAGGGGGGGUCACCGCCGGCCCUCCCACCUCCACCUGGCCUCUCCCCCGACCCCUCCCCAGGUCACGCCGCCCCUCCCGGAGAACGGGCCAGACCCACGCCAGGCCCCCGGCCCCCUCGACCCCUCCCAAGCUCUCCUCGGGGGUCCCCGGGCAGGAUGCAGCGGGAGCAGAUCCUGGCCCACGGCGACUCCCUCGUGGAGCCGGGGCCCCCCGAAGCCCACUUCGCCGGCGGCGCCGGGGACCGGCAGCGGCCCGCCUCGGCCCGGGAGCUCGGCCGGCCGCGGGAGGACAGAGCGCGGCUGGAAGCCCGCCUCCGGGAGCUGCAGGCCGUACGGUCAGGGGUCAGGGGACGCGGGCCAGCCCGGGGCCGCAGCCGCUCGCCCUCCCUCCCUCCUAGCCCCGAGGACGAGGAGCACUGGGCAGAGCUCCGCCAACAGCUGCGGGACUUCACCCGCACCACCCAGAGCCAGCUGGAGCGGGAGCGGAGCCGGCUGCUCAGCCGGGCCCUGUUGGCCGAGGAGCGCUUAGCGGAGCUGCAGGACUACGUGGACCGGCACCUGGCCAGGUGAGCCCGCCGCCCCCG